UUUAGCUAAAACUGAAUCUGCACGUGACAGAGGAUAAUGAUGUGGUGCAGCUCCUUGUCCAUAUCAAGAAUCAAGAUCAUGCCUCCAUUUUAAAACACCAUCAUAGCUCCUCUCUCUCUCUCUCUCUCUCACACACCUACACUUCCUAGUGCCUUCUCCAUUUUUGUCUGCAUGCUUUGCCCCAACCUUCAGCAGCCAUACAGUAGCAAAAAUUGAUUUUUCCUAAAAAUUGGAUGAUGUAUCGUCUCCUUCAAUCUGCGAUCAGAAACGCCACCCAGGUUGGCUGCAGAGCAAAAGCUACUUCAGCACGUAACAUUUUGCAGAAUGAUUUAUUUCGGGCUGCCAUAGUUGUGAAACCAUAUGGUACAGAGGCAUCUGCGCAGAAGGAUGUUUCAUCAACCGACGAGAAAGACUUUAAGAGUCAUGAUAUGCUGGCGCCCUUUACGGCUGGAUGGCAGACUACGGACGUGAACCCUCUAAUAAUUGCAAAGUCGGAGGGAUCCUAUGUGUAUGACAUUAACGGAAAAAAGUAUCUUGAUUCUCUCGCUGGUCUAUGGUGCACUGCUCUUGGUGGCAACGAGCCUCGUCUUGUUGAAGCUGCGAUGAAACAACUAAAUACCUUGCCAUUUUAUCACUCAUUCUGGAACCGUACCACAAAACCGUCUUUGGAUCUAGCUAGUGAACUAUUGGAGAUGUUCACGGCUAAAAAAAUGGCUAAGGCCUUCUUCACAAAUAGUGGAUCAGAAGCCAACGAUACACAGGUGAAGCUGGUUUGGUAUUACAAUAAUGCCCUUGGAAGACCGAACAAGAAGAAGUUCAUUGCUCGAUCAAAAUCAUACCAUGGUUCGACGCUUAUAGCAGCCAGCCUUUCCGGUCUGCCCGCUUUACACCAGAAAUUUGAUCUACCGGCUCCGUUUAUUUUACAUACCGACUGCCCUCAUUAUUGGCGCUUUCACCAAGAAGGUGAAUCGGAGGAGGAAUUCUCGACCAGGUUGGCCAAGAACCUGGAAAACCUUAUCCUCAAAGAAGGACCAGAGACGAUUGCUGCUUUCAUAGCAGAACCGGUUAUGGGCGCUGGCGGCGUGAUACCUCCUCCUGCAACGUACUUUGACAAGGUUCAAGCGGUCUUAAAGAAGUACGAUAUUCUUUUUAUUGCUGAUGAGGUAAUAUGUGCAUUUGGAAGGAUCGGAACGAUGUUUGGUUGUGAUAAGUACGGCAUCAAACCUGAUCUUGUCUCUAUAGCAAAGGCUCUCUCUUCUGCAUACAUGCCUAUUGGAGCUGUUCUUGUCAGCCCCGAAAUUUCCGAUGUCAUCCAUGCUCAGAGUACUAAACUUGGUUCUUUCUCCCAUGGAUUUACUUACUCCGGACAUCCCGUAGCGUGUGCUGUUGCAUUGGAAGCACUCAAGAUCUACAAGGAGAGAAAUAUAGUUGAGCAAGUAAACAAAAUAUCCCCUAAAUUUCAAGAAGGUUUGAAAGCAUUUUCGGAUAGUCCCAUUGUUGGUGAGAUACGUGGGACGGGAUUGAUCCUUGGGACGGAAUUCACAGAUAACAAAUCACCUAAUGACCCUUUUCCUGCUGAGUGGGGGAUCGGAGCUUAUUUUGGGGCGCAGUGUGAGAAGCACGGAAUGCUAGUACGCGUUGCUGGAGACAAUAUAAUGAUGUCCCCUCCAUUUAUCAUCACUCCUCAAGAAAUUGAUGAGCUGAUAGUGAUAUAUGGGGAAGCUCUCAAAGCUACAGAAGAAAGGGUGGCAGAGCUCAAGUCUCAAAGGAAGUAAUAAUUGAUUAAAAUAAAAUGUUGAUAAUGAUGAAACUUUGCCAAUUGAAUAUGGAAUUUGGAAUAAUAUGCAAAUCUAUGUGGUGCAAUGGAAUUUCAUAUAAUCUUUUUUUUU
This is a messenger RNA of Salvia miltiorrhiza (redroot sage), 1889 nucleotides long. RefSeq names its product gamma aminobutyrate transaminase 3, chloroplastic. NCBI's taxonomy places the organism in Eukaryota, Viridiplantae, Streptophyta, Magnoliopsida, Lamiales, Lamiaceae. The transcript has 18 exons. Gene Ontology annotation, molecular function: pyridoxal phosphate binding; S-adenosyl-L-methionine:8-amino-7-oxononanoate transaminase activity. The record is from RefSeq and is a predicted model, not a curated record. Gene Ontology annotation, biological process: biotin biosynthetic process. Bases 234 to 1775 code for a protein of 513 amino acids.